Molecule: messenger RNA, 3651 nt
Organism: Eucalyptus grandis
Lineage: Eukaryota; Viridiplantae; Streptophyta; Magnoliopsida; Myrtales; Myrtaceae
Product: disease resistance protein RPV1-like
Exons: 6
Coding region: 57-2753 (898 amino acids)
Biological process (GO): signal transduction; defense response
Molecular function (GO): ADP binding; protein binding
Source: RefSeq, a predicted model, not a curated record
CAUUCUACCAAAUCUUAAGCGAAUAGUUGUUGCUUAUUGUUGUACUCCAUCAUACAAUGGCUUCUUCAACAAAACGCAAAAGGAUUCACGACGUUUUCUUGAGUUUUAGAGGCACGGAUGUGCGUAACAACUUCCUUAGUCAUCUCUACAAAGCGUUAGUCCAUAAUGGAAUAGAGACUUUCCAGGAUAGAGAGAAACUGGAGAAGGGUGACCAAAUAUCGCUGGUACUCAUGAAGGCCAUCGAGCAAUCACACAUCGCGAUUAUCGUUUUUUCGGAGAAUUAUGCUUCCUCAAAAUGGUGCUUGGAAGAGGUGGUGAAGAUUAUGGAGUGCAAGGAGCAAAGGGGCCUCAUUGUUCUACCAUUGUUUUAUAAAGUGGACCCAAAAGAAGUGAGAGGGGGGAGAAAGAGUUAUGGGAGAGCUCUGGCUGAGCACGAGUCCAAAUUCGGGAAGGAUUCAGAGGAAGUGAGAAAAUGGAAGAAAGCUCUUUUUGACGCUGGUAGCUUAUUCGGGUGGCAUUUCAAUGAUGGAGAUGAGUCAGAGCUUAUACAAAGCAUUGUGGAGAAGAUCUCCGCUUUUGUAGACCAAGUACCUUUGCAUCUUGCCAAGCAUCCAAUUGGGAUAGAGUCCCGAGUGGUUAAGCUAAAAUUGAUGUUAAAUGCGGACUCUAGUGAUGAUGUUGUUAUGAUGGGAUUAUGGGGACUGGGAGGCAUAGGCAAGACAACCUUAGCAAAAGCCCUUUACAAUGAUACUAUUAGACAAUUUGAGGGUUCAUGUUUUUUAGCAAAUGUUCGAGAAACUUCAAAAGGUCACAUGGGUCUAGUUACUUUGCAAAAACAAUUACUAAAGGAUAUAUUACCAUUGCAACAAAGAUUAGAAGUGUCCAAUGUUGAUGAAGGUAUUAAUAUAAUACAGCAUAGACUUCAUCACAAAAAAGUUCUUCUCAUUUUGGACGAUGUGGAUGACUUGUGCCAAUUAAAUGCUUUAGCAGGAGAAUGUAAGUGGUUUGGUAAUGGGAGUUGGAUCAUUGUUACUACAAGAGAUAAACAUUUGUUGACUGUCCAUGGGAUAAAUCAAGAUCAUGUGUGUGAAGUUAAAGAACUGGAUAAUAGUGAAGCUCUUGAGCUGCUAAGUAAGCAUGCUUUUUUGACACACUCAAAUUUGAAGAUCGGGACAGAUCUAGUGGAUAGUAUUCUGAAGCAUGCUAAAGGCCUUCCUUUAGCACUUGAGGUGCUGGGUUCCUUCUUGUGUGGUAGAAGAGAACAUGAAUGGGAAAGUACACUAAAGAAACUUUCCGAAGUUCCUAACAGUAAAAUCAAUUAUGUGCUCAAAAUAAGUUAUGAUGGACUAGAGGAAAAUGAGAAAGAAAUUUUUCUUGACAUUGCCUGCUUCUUUAAGGGGAGGAAUAGUAAUUACAUAAAGGAAGUUCUUGAUAGUUGUGAUCUUGCAGCGGCAAUAGGAUUAGAAGUUCUCAUUGAGAGGUCUUUGAUAAAAAAUGAGUAUAUCAUAGAAAUGCAUGACUUGAUUCAAUCCAUGGGUAUGGAAAUUGUGAACCAAGAAUGCCGAGAUAAUCCCAAGAGACGUAGUAGACUAUGGCGGUAUGGUGAUGUUUGUGAUGCUUUGUCAAGCGAUGAGGGAGAUUGUGCUGUAAAAGCCAUUGUGUUGGAGCCACCUAAGCUGAAAGAGCUAAGUAUCCAUCCUAAUGCUUUUCCAAAAAUGAGAAAGUUGAAAUUGAUCAUCCUACACAAUGUUCAUAUUUCUUUCCAAGGCCCUAUAUGUCUUCCUAAUGAGCUAAGAUGGAUGGAAUUUGAUGGAAGUGGUACUUGGAUUCCAAAAUUUCCUUCUGGUCAAAAGAAAUUAGUAUGUAUUGAUAUGAGGAAAGGCAGUAUCACAGAAGUAGUAAAACACUUUAAGGACUUCCAACAAUUGAGGUACAUUAAAUUGAGUGAUUGCGAGUCGCUCGUUAGUACACCCAACAUCUCAUGUGCUCCAAAUCUUGAAGAAUUGAAACUCUGGAAUUGCAAAAACUUGGUAGAAGCCCACGAGUCAAUUGCAUAUCAUGACAGGCUCCAAGUCUUGCAUUUUGAAUGGUGCCCUGAACUUCGUGUUUUUCCAAAUGUGCUCAAGUCAAAAAAUCUUCGAGAUCUCAAUCUUUUCGCUUGCUCAAAAUUUGAAAGAUUCCCUGAUAUUCCAGAUGAACUCAGAGGCCUGAAAAAACUUUCCAUACUAGAUACCGCUUUAAAAGAACUUCCUACAUCAAUAAAAAAUCUUGUCUCUAUAGAGGAAAUAUAUUUAGAGAUGGGCAAAAACCCUAUAAGUAGUCCAUCUAACAUUUACAAGUUACAAAAACUUCAAUGGUUCAAAUAUUUUCUCCGCCAAAUUGUGUUUCCAAACCUCUGGAAUUCAGCUGAUCCAUGCACGAAGAUUGGACUUCCAAAUUUAAAUUUGUCAGACCUUUUAAAUUGUAAUUUGUCCCAAGUAGAGUUUCUUGAGGAUCUUUCUUGUUUUCCCUCAUUGAAAUUCUUUAAUCUGUCGGUGAACAAUAUUACUAGCCUUUCUACAUCCAUCAAGUGUGAUCGUUUGUCCACAUCGUCAAUUAGUAAGGACUUCAAGCAAUUGACGUCCGUUGAAUUGAGUGAUCUGCGAGUCGCUCGUUAUUACGCCCAACCUCUCAUGUGCUCCAAAUCUCAAAGAAUUGAAACUCUGGAAUUGCAAAAACUUGGUAGAAGCCCACGAGUCGAUUGCAAAUCAUGACAAGCUCCAAGUCUUGCAUUUUAAAUGGUGCCCUGAAUUUCGUGUUUUUCCAAAUGUGCUCAAGUCAAAAAAUCUUCGAGAUCUCAACUUUUCUGUUUGCUCAAAAUUUGAAAGAUUUCCCGAUAUCCCACAUGAACUCAGAUGCCUGAAAAGACUUUCCAUACUACAUACUGCUAUUAAAGAACUUCCUACAUCAAUAGAAAAUCUUGUCUCUCUAGAGGGAAUGCUCUUAGAUAUUUGCAAAAACUCAGUAAGCAUUCCAUCUAAUAUUUACAAGUUACAAAAACUUCAAUGCUUCAGAUCUGCUUUUGGCCCAAUCGUGUUUCCAAACCUCACGGAUUCAGCUAAUCCAUGCAUGAAGGUUGGACUUUCAAAUUUAAAAAUCUUAGACCUUCUCAAUUGUAAUCUAUCCGAAGUAGAGUUUCUUGAGGAUCUUUCUUGUUUUCCCUCGUUGGAAAAGUUAAUUCUGUCGGGGAACAAUAUUACUAGUCUCCCUAUAUCCAUCAGUAAGCGUGAUCGGUUGUAUGAAUUGUCAAUUAGUUAUUGCCAUCAAUUACAAGAGAUUCCCAAGCUUCCGCCAUUUUUAAAUUUACUGCUCGCGAAUGGGUGCGAAUCUCUACAAACAAAUGGACAUUUAACUUCAAUUGAUCAGUGGGUCCAUCGAGGAUUGACCGUGGUUGACACUGCUUCAAUUGCCGAGAAUUUUCCUCGCACUACUUUUGUUCUCCCUAGAGGAGAGAUGCCAAAAUGGCUUCAACCAGUUGAAGAUGGUUUUGUAUCUUUCAUGGCUUCAAAGGAUUUAUAUGACAAAUUUCUUGGAUUGAUUUCAUGUGGCGUAUGUAACAAUGAAAGCAAUCAUUGCCCGGUUCCCGUUAUCCAACAUUGUAAUGGCAAAGCU